AGCAGAACUCUUCGACUCUUCCAUUUGGUUCGACCAUUUUCCCUCGAUGAGCUCACUCGCUGGAGCCCUAAUCUGAGAAUUGUUCCAGAGAUCUGAUAACUGUUUGCGAGGAUAUUCGGAAUGGGCGACGACAACCCACCUCCUGGCAAAGAAAAAGCAGAACAAAAUGUUGAAGUAAACACAUUAGUUGGGGACGAUGCUGCAAUGGAAUCUAUAGCUCGAAGAUUCCAGGACUCUAUCUCAGUGGAAAAACCACACAAGUUCUGGGAAACUCAACCUGUUGGGCAGUUCAAAGACAUCGGGGACACGAGUCUACCUGAAGGCCCAAUCGAGGCUGCAACACCGUUGUCUGAGGUCAAGCAGGAGCCUUACAACCUUCCUGCUGCUUACGAAUGGACCACAUGUGACAUGAAGUCUGAUUACGUAUGCUCAGAAGUUUACAACCUUCUAAGGAACAACUAUGUCGAGGAUGAUGAGAACAUGUUCAGGUUCAAUUAUUCAAAGGAGUUUCUUACUUGGGCUCUGCGUCCACCUGGCUACUACCCUAGCUGGCAUAUAGGAGUUCGUGCCAAGACUUCGAAGAAGCUUGUUGCUUUCAUCAGCGGCGUGCCGGCUAGAAUCAGGGUGCGUGACGAUGUUGUGAAAAUGGCUGAGAUCAAUUUCUUAUGCGUUCACAAGAAGCUCAGGUCUAAGAGGCUUGCACCUGUCAUGAUCAAGGAGGUUACGAGGAGGGUUCACUUGGAGAAUAUUUGGCAAGCGGCCUAUACUGCAGGUGUUGUGCUUCCGACACCAGUUGCGACCUGCCAAUAUUGGCACAGGACCUUGAACCCGAAGAAGCUCAUUGAUGUCGGAUUUUCAAGGCUUGGUGCAAGAAUGACAAUGAGCAGAACCAUUAAACUCUACAAGUUACAAGAUGCACCAGUUACUCCUGGAUUCAGGAAAAUGGAACCGUGUGAUGUCCCUGCUGUAACACGGUUGCUCAGGAGUUAUCUUAGUCAGUUUCUCGUUGCGACAGACUUUGAUGAGAAUGACGUUGAGCACUGGCUUCUCCCAAGGGAAGAUGUUGUGGACAGUUAUCUUGUAGAAAGCCCGGAGACCCAUGAUGUUACUGACUUCUGCAGCUUCUACACUCUUCCUUCAACAAUCCUCGGCAACCCCAAUUAUACAACACUGAAAGCUGCUUAUUCAUACUACAAUGUGGCCACCAAGACUACUUUUCUCCAGCUGAUGAAUGAUGCUCUAAUAGUCGCCAAACAAAAGGGUUUUGAUGUGUUCAACGCAUUGGAUGUCAUGCACAAUGAGAGUUUCCUAAAAGAGUUGAAGUUUGGUCCAGGAGAUGGGCAGCUCCACUAUUAUCUCUACAAUUAUCGUUUAAGAAGCGCCUUAAAGCCAUCAGAACUUGGGCUGGUGCUCUUAUGAGCUCAUGUAUCAUCUUCAUAGUCAAUUGGAAUCAGCAAGCUGGAGUUUCGGGUUUUUUUUUUCAUAUUUGUUCUCAAAACUUGUUUGCCUAUUUUCUUUCGUAUGAACCUCUUCUCCAACCUCCCUUGGGAUACUGAUGUGAAUUUAAUUUA
This is a messenger RNA of Eutrema salsugineum, 1571 nucleotides long. Its product is annotated as glycylpeptide N-tetradecanoyltransferase 1. The coding region runs from base 121 to 1419 and encodes 432 amino acids. Gene Ontology annotation, biological process: N-terminal peptidyl-glycine N-myristoylation. The record is from RefSeq and is a predicted model, not a curated record. Gene Ontology annotation, cellular component: cytoplasm. Gene Ontology annotation, molecular function: glycylpeptide N-tetradecanoyltransferase activity. The transcript has 2 exons. NCBI's taxonomy places the organism in Eukaryota, Viridiplantae, Streptophyta, Magnoliopsida, Brassicales, Brassicaceae.